AUGGUCAAAAAGGAUUCCUUUCUCUUUCCUCGUAUGACCAAGAAACCUCCCUUUGCUGUUGAAGCUCCGGGUGUCGAAAAGGUUGAAGGGGAAACCAUUCCCCGAAGAAAUCCUGCUGCUAAGGAUGGCCUCAUCAGCACACCUCACCCGGAUAUCUCAACCCUCUAUGAUAACCUCACAUGGAGCACGAAGACGCACGGAGAUGCCAAAGCGGUCGGAUCGCGCCGGAUAGUUAAGACCCAUGUCGAGAAUAAGAAAGUCAAGAAGAUUGUGGAUGGAGUGGAGAAAGAGGUCGAUAAAGCAUGGACAUUCUUCGAGCUCAGCGGUUAUACUUACCUUAGCUUUAUCGAAUUCGAGAAGCUUGCACUGCAGCUGGGUGCUGGUCUCAGGAAUCUUGGGCUCAAAAAAAAUAGCAGGCUCCACCUAUUUGCUUCUACGAGCGCGCAUUGGUUGGCAAUGGCACAUGGCGCUUCAUCUCAAUCAAUGACGUCGGUGACCGCCUACGACUCCUUGGGAGAGGAUGGUUUGAAUCAUUCCCUGGUCCAGACACAUAGCAGCGCCAUUUUCCUGGACCCUGCCCUCAUCCCCACUCUUACUCGUAUCUUGAAGAAUGCCACGGAUAUUAAACACGUCAUCUACGACACGGCAACUGAGGUCAAGCAAGAACAUAUUGAUAGCCUGAAGGCUGCCUUCCCUCAUGUCAACAUAUUGAACUUUGAAGAUCUCUGGAAGCUUGGCGAAGAAAAUCCCGUAGAUCCGGUACCACCAACCCCGGAAGAUCUGUGCACGAUUAUGUAUACAUCAGGAUCAACCGGACCGCCGAAAGGUGUGGCUUUGAAGCAUCGCAUGGUUAUCGCGGGGAUGGCCGGAGCAAAUACUAAUGUCGGGCAUGUUUUGGGCCCAACCGACACUCUCCUGACCUAUCUUCCGCAAUCGCAUAUCCUCGAGUUUAUAUUCGAAAAUCUUUGCCUUUUUUGGGGUGGGACUAUGGGUUACGGAAGCCCCAAGACACUUUCGGACGCGUCCGUACGUAACUGCAAGGGCGAUAUUCGUGAAUUGAAACCUACCGUCCUGGUUGGUGUACCAGCCGUGUGGGAAACCGUAAAGAAGGGAAUUAUCGGCAAUGUAAACAAGGGUGGCGCGCUUGUCAAGGGACUUUUCUGGGGAGGUCUUGGAGCCAAAAACUUCUUGAUGUCUACUGGCCUUCCGGGAUCAGGCGUCUUGGAUGCAAUCAUUUUCAAGAAGGUCAAGGAAGCGACUGGAGGUCGACUCAGAGUUGCCUUGACCGGUGGCGGGCCGAUUUCCAAGGACACACAAUUAUUCCUUUCCAUGGCUCUAUGUCCAAUGAUUAAUGGAUAUGGCUUAACUGAAACCAGUGCUAUGGGUAGCUUGUGCGAUCCUUUGGCAUGGAACAUUGACACCGUUGGUGAUAUCCCGUCAUCGAUCGAAAUCAAACUUGUUGAUUUUCCAGAGGCAGGUUAUUACUCGAAGAACAACCCACCUCAGGGUGAGAUUUGGAUUCGUGGCCCUAGCGUUAUGGAAGGAUACUACGAAAACGAAGAAGAGACCAAAGCGGUUAUGACGGAAGAUGGUUGGUUUAUGACCGGCGAUAUUGGCGAGUUUGACAAAAACGGCCAUCUGAAGAUUGUCGACAGGAAGAAGAACCUGGUUAAGACGCUGAAUGGUGAAUACAUUGCUCUGGAAAAGCUAGAGUCGAUAUAUCGUUCCGCAGCUGUCGUCGCCAACAUCUUGAUUCACGCCGCGACAGAUCAAGUUAAGCCGAUUGCGGUUAUCGUCCCCGCCGAACCUGCUCUCGUCGCGCUCGCGAAGGCGAAUGGAAUCGAAGGAGAAAGUAUCGAGGCUCUGGGUUAA
Histoplasma mississippiense is the source of this 1872-nucleotide messenger RNA. RefSeq lists its product as hypothetical. The transcript is spliced from 5 exons. The record is from RefSeq and is a predicted model, not a curated record. Gene Ontology annotation, cellular component: plasma membrane; endoplasmic reticulum; lipid droplet. Gene Ontology annotation, biological process: long-chain fatty acid metabolic process; long-chain fatty-acyl-CoA metabolic process. Gene Ontology annotation, molecular function: long-chain fatty acid-CoA ligase activity. Lineage: Eukaryota; Fungi; Ascomycota; Eurotiomycetes; Onygenales; Ajellomycetaceae. Bases 1 to 1872 code for a protein of 623 amino acids.